This is a messenger RNA of Nymphaea colorata (pocket water lily), 2805 nucleotides long. RefSeq lists its product as uncharacterized. The transcript has a single exon. Lineage: Eukaryota; Viridiplantae; Streptophyta; Magnoliopsida; Nymphaeales; Nymphaeaceae. The coding region runs from base 709 to 2688 and encodes 659 amino acids. The record is from RefSeq and is a predicted model, not a curated record.
UUCUUGUCCAAAUUUCUGCCACAUGGUUUCUGGAUUUAGACCUUCGUACUGUAGUAUGGUUGCUUACAGUGGGUUCGUUGGCCUUCAUUUGGAGGAUGUUACUAAAAUGGUAUGCUGUACAUGCGGGCACCAAGCCAGUAUGAUUGGAUGGAUGAUUGUGGGAGUGACCAUAGAUUUCACAUUGGGCCGCCGUAGACGAGGUUACUCGACCACCAAAAGCCUCAGUUGGUUUCCGAGCAUUUUCUUCCCUUUGCGUGCACCACACUGUUUUCUUUUUCUUCCUGACGUCGGUGGGUGCAGGAGUCUUCACCACCGCGGUGGAUUCCCUACAGCAGAAGGUAACGGCCUCUCAAGUAACCGGCCAUGCCUUCGGUUCUUCCUGGAGUUCAUUGGCGGUGGGAGAAGAAAAGGAUUCGGGGCAGCAGAGGAAUCAGGAAUGGCGUGGAUUUCCCAGUUUGAAUUAAGCCAGGAAAACUACACUUCACUUCAAAUUCUUGUCCACAAAGUACACACAAUUCCCCUCAUCCCUGCACACCACGAAAGGUUCUUCUUAUUUAUUUAUGAAUCACAGAUAUGUAUAUAUACAUAGUUUUGUCAUCCGAUCGAUAUAUCAUCCCAUUCUCUCUCUCCAACUUCACCUUCCGCACCACCAUCAAGCUAUCCUGAACAGCCGAAGCUGGUCCUUUGCCUCUCAACACAUCAUAAAAAAUGUUCGGCCGUGGAAACCGUCGCGCUGAGCAAGCAAUGGCUUCUUGGUUCCCGGGCUGGGGGCCGACCCGCUCACCUCCACAACCAACGAUGACUACCCAAGGGCCAGUGACAACUCAGCCACCAUCUCAACAGAAGCCUUCAGCUGCAGCUGCACCCGCCCCUGCAACUCAGACUCAGGUGCCAAGUUCACGAACCCCAGCUUCUCGGCCACCUCCUCCGUCCCAACCCCCUGCACCGCCCGCUGGUCUGAAGCUACCCUCCCCCACCGCACCAACCUUUCAAGACCCACAAACCACUAGGUCGGUUGCCCGACAACCUCAACCCCGGCGCCAGACCCCACAUAUGCCUACCCCUCCACCCCAGCCAAUGAAGGUUCCGUCCAAGACAGAGCCGCAACUUCAACCGGCAUCACAGGGUCAACCUUCAAGGGCAGUAGACCAAAAAUCUAAUUCCCAGCCACCUCUUUCCGCCGCUCCAGCUACCAUCCCACUUGAUCCUAAUCGCCAACCGGCUUCAACGGUUCCUUCCACGCUACAAACCGCAGCCAAACCCCAGAAACCCCAGCUUGCUUCCUCUUCUAAGGCUCCUGCAACAUCACCGCUCGACUCUAAGCCCCAACCCGCUUCGAAGACUCCUUUGGCAAAGGCAGCAGAGACAGAACCUAUCCUCAAACCGACACAACCUCAACAGACUAUGACGCCCUCCGAUCGACAGGUAGCAGCAGCGGCACCCCCCCAGUCCCAGUCCACCUCAAAAGGAACCAGUGUGUUGCCGCCAACUACAUCCGGCCGGCUUCAUCCAACCGCUACUCCAAUUCAUUCCCAUGGCCAGACAUUUGGAAAACCUCUAACCCAGAUCCAAGACGUUGGACAAGAACCAUCAGUCUCAUCGAAGCCUGAAGAAUCGAAUCACAUUGAGGAACCUGAGCCCAUACCAAAAUCAUCAGACGUUCCCAGGAGCGAAACCAAAGUUGAAAUCCUUACCUUCACUCCUGAAGUAGAUGCACUUACAACAGAUGACAAAGCCGAGGGCAAAGAAGAGGCAGAGAAGUGGGAAAAUCCAAGUAUGAAAUCUCCCGACAGUGUACAUGACCCUGCAACCCUGUCUGCCCACCGAUCGUCAGACGUAAAGACUGCAGUUCAGCGAGAGAAAGAGAAAGAAACCGCCACGAUCGACAAAAAGGCAACUCCGCCGCCGCCACCGCCACCACCACUUAGACAUGUUUCUCUAGGUUCAAGUGACGCAAGAGGGCAAGAAACCAAAACCUUGGUCCAGGUUCGGCAAAAAGAUAAACACUUGGAAAGUGAGGUUUAUCAACAGGAGAAGGCGCGUCAAGGCGAUCAAGGUCUCCGCCGAAAUAUCAAGGAAGGCAUUUCGCGGCUGCACGACAAGCUGAGUGAUGCGCAAAAACCGCACCUUCAAGAAGAUCCGGAUGUCAGGGUCAUUACACUUGCCGGUGAAAAUAAAGGGGCAAUCAUGGACAUAUCGCAUGGAAUCAAAAGAAAAGACGGCACCCUGCACAUCUUUCGAGACUAUAAGGUCAACCGUGAGGAAAAGUCUGAGCAAUCAAGCGAUGAAGAGGAAAGGGAAAAGAAUUUCCAUGAAACGGGGAAGCCUUUCAUGGCAUACAUCAACAACAGCGCUCAGAGCAUCAAUAAUUCCAUCAUGUACCAUAGUUCCUGCAACAAUAACAACCCAGGUGUCCACUUGAGUGUUACCAACAACACCACUGAACCCGCCAGGCAACAGAGCAGAAUUGUCCCAGUUGAGAUUCCCAAUACUCGGCCAAGGAAACUCUUAGUCGAGCCCACAGUGCGAAGAAGGUGUCUUCGUUCCCUCUUCCUUGAAUCCAGCGACUCUGAUCCGGAAAACCCCGAGAAACCUCGUCGUCAUGGCUGCAGAUACGGGUGUCCAGUCCCCAAAAAGGAAACCUCUGCCGCUGCUGGAGCCAGUCACGUUGCCAACGGCCACAAGUGACACACAUGACAUGAUAGGAUCCUUAAAACCUACCAUGCAUUGGUGAGAGAUUCAGAAUAUCAUGUUAUCCACGAAGUUAUCAAUAAAUGCCAACGUGCAUCUGCUUAUCGGUUUCCA